AUCACACAGAGAAAUAAAAAAAAACUGAUUCAAUGAAGCUUAUCGACAGGUUUUAAUCAAUUGUGGUUCAGUUUUGUGUUUUAUUUACGUCUGAUUCGUAAAACGCAAAAGUUCACACUAGAAAUUUGCUCGUUCGCGAAUUAAAUAGCAAUUAAUAAACACAAUUACUGAAUCAUAAUUGUGCUUCUUGUUUCAAAUCAGUACAAAGUUCAUUGAAUAGAAAAACCAAAAUCACAACAAUGGUGACUGGUUCAGCAGAUAUGUGGAAUCGUGGCAUUUUCUUGGCACUAAAAUAUGCACUGCACUUAAUUGCAGCUGUUCAUUUUUGGUAUGGCAUAUUCUUUGACUUUUUAUACGUGUAUCCACCAAAAGACCAUCCCGCAUACAAGCCAUUGACAAGUUUCGGUGGAAAAUUUCGAUAUUUAACAAUCCUCGGAGCGAUUGUCCAAGCCAGCUAUUUUACACUUUGUGUGCUCAACGAUGUCAUUGGUACAAAUGAAAAUUACCCAAAACGGCCAUCAAAACUGCGUAAACUAAAGGACUAUAUUUUUGCAACGUUCGCUUUUCCAUUGGCCAUGAAUGUAGCCAUUUCAUUUUGGUCGAUUUAUGCCAUCGAUCGUGAAUUAAUUUUGCCUAAAUCAUUCGAGUCGUUCUUCCCAAAUUGGUUGAAUCAUGUGAUGCAUACGAAUAUUGUCUUCUUCAUAUUGUUGGAGUUGCUUGUGUCAUUCCGUCAAUAUCCAGCUGGCAAAAGUGGUUUCAUCGGUCUACUUGUUUUCAAUAUCUUUUACGUGAUUUGGAUUCAUAUCAUCAAAUUCAAGACGGACCGUUGGGUGUAUCCGGUUUUAGAGGUUCUAAAUUUACCACAACGCAUUGGUUUCAUCUUAUUCAUUGGCAUAUUUGGAAUCAGUUUUUAUUUUGUCGGUGAAUAUGUGAACAAAAGAGUUUGGGCCAAUGAGCUAAAAUCGAACAAAUCAAGUAUUCAUAAGCACAAAUAAAUCAAUUUGUUGCAAGGAAUACCAUUUUUUACAUUUGCAUUAGCCAGUGCAAGUUUUAAAAGUUACCAAAAUCAUGUCACAAAUUCAAAAGCAAUUUGAACAAAAAAAAAAGAAAUCGAUUAUUGUGCAAUCCAUUUUACUUGAUUCCAUUUUCCAGUUUAGUAGAUUUUUUUUCUUUGUAAAUUUUUUGUGUUGUAAAUUAAAUCGGGAUGGAAUUAUUAAAAUAACAAAAGAGAAAAAACCCAA
This is a messenger RNA of Contarinia nasturtii (swede midge), 1241 nucleotides long. Its product is annotated as androgen-induced gene 1 protein-like. Lineage: Eukaryota; Metazoa; Arthropoda; Insecta; Diptera; Cecidomyiidae. Bases 240 to 995 code for a protein of 251 amino acids. Gene Ontology annotation, cellular component: membrane; endomembrane system. The record is from RefSeq and is a predicted model, not a curated record. The transcript is spliced from 3 exons.